GCGCCUUCGCUGAGGAUGGGAGCGCCCCUGCUCCCCUGGCUGCUGCUGCUGCUGCUGUCCCACCCUGCCCACGCAGCCAUCCUGGAGGUGAACGGGAACCUGAGCUGUCGGUGUGCCAAGACAACCUCGGAAUACAUCAGUCCCAAGAAAUACGAGAGCAUUGAGAUAAGGCCCGUGGGCAGCAGCUGCAGGCGCACGGAGAUCAUCAUUAAGUUAAGAACCUCAGGGAAGGUGUGUGUGAAUCCCGAAGCCCCCUGGGUGAAGAAGCUGCUGAAGCGCAUUGCCAGCACGAAGAAAUAAAAGGUUUCCUGCUAAGGAAGUUGGUGCCCAGAGCCCCGAGGCAGGUUGGCAGAUGAUGCCCAGCAAUCCUGGAAGCCAACGGCAACCGGAGCUGCCGCUGCCUCAAGAGCACGCGAGCCUUCAUCCCUCCCGAGAUGUACAGCAGCGUCGAGGUGUGGCCCGUGGGGAGCAGCUGCCGGCGCCCCGAGGAUUACGCUCAAGAGCCUGAAGAGGGUCUGCGUGGAUCCUGACACGCCGUGGAUGAGGAAACUCUUGCAGGACCUCCCUCACCUGAGGAAGAAGAAGGCUCCCCGCUGAGGAAGCUGCCACGACAAGCACGGCCGGAUGUGCUGGGCCCAAAACUGCCUCCCUUCCCCAUCCUGCUGUUGCCUUACCCCAGUCCAGGGGGAAGCAUGCUGCUGCCUGAGCCCCUUUUAAUGCCUUUAAACCCUUAAAAUGCCCAUCCCUGCUUCCAGCCUCUCCAAUCCCAUAGCCAUGUGCUGCGAGUCCCUUUUGGGCGUGACCCAGCAGGCCCAAUAAAGGUGGCAGCCCGCUGUC
Zonotrichia leucophrys gambelii is the source of this 837-nucleotide messenger RNA. Its product is annotated as interleukin-8-like. NCBI's taxonomy places the organism in Eukaryota, Metazoa, Chordata, Aves, Passeriformes, Passerellidae. Gene Ontology annotation, biological process: defense response; immune response; chemotaxis. The transcript has 7 exons. The record is from RefSeq and is a predicted model, not a curated record. Gene Ontology annotation, molecular function: chemokine activity. The coding region runs from base 16 to 300 and encodes 94 amino acids. Gene Ontology annotation, cellular component: extracellular region.